GCAGUAGUGUAAUCUUGUGGCGCGGUAGGUAAGCUUUUUUGCAUUCAUCAUGAAAUUCCUACCGCUCUGGUUCCGCCGGUUGUUUAAAAAUUCCUGUUUGCCAACGAGGAUGAGGGAAAGUGCCUGGAAGAAUGAAUCAUAGAUGCACUGGUUUGAAUCCUAACAACUGCUGAUGGGAUCCAGCGUCAUGGUAGAAUGGGGAUCACCCCGGCUUCGCAUGUGGGAGGUCCCUGGUUCAAAUACCGGCCAGGAGACCGACUAUCUGUGGUACUAGAUAUCUUCAGGUCCAGUCACUGUUUUAGGAAAUUAGAGACGUCGUCUACACGGACUGACUGUGAGUGAGGGCAAAGUGACGUAACAACAAUCUAGAAGUGGUGGCGUCUUCCACUCCAUGCUAACGUUACGUCUCGUGUCUACCCACUUCCUGAAGCAGCCAUAGACGCACUGUGACGUCAACAUGUGUCGUGAUCGAGACAUGAAUCCCUGAACAAGUGAACACAAAUUUGAAGAACAAUUGCAAUGUUAUUUCUGGUUAUUCUACAAAUAUAGUAAGAGAAACAGUUGUUUCUUUCCACCAGUCAAGAACAUAUACCACGAACAGUUCUCACAAGUGAUCAGUAGACAUACCAUAAUUCCUUCUAUAAUAAUUUUAAUAGUCGAUCUGUUUCAUUUACCACAUUCUCAAGUUUUGUGUUCCACCUGCUUGCUACUAUGUGUGUCUGUGUGUGCGCGUGCCUUCGGAUAUUCUGAGCACCCUGUGGAACGUCGCAAGGGAGUGCAUUUGCGGCUCCACAAGUCAGGAGGCUUGCUGUGACGUCAUGAGACGCCCGACACUCUGCAGCAACGUCGCCGCCGUGGAAGACUGCUACUCCCCCGUCGAAGUCGGCAGCAAGGAGGAGAGCCGGUUGUCGCGUGUGAAGCGAAUGCUGACAGGAACGCUGCUGAUGGGACGCCGAGGGGGAGGAGGGGGAGGUGGAGGUGGAGGCCGUAUUUUCGGUCUGCGUCUGGAGGAACUGCCCGUAGGAAGAGACGGAGUGCCUGUAGUGGCCUUGCGCCUCUGUGGCUACAUUGAGAAACACGAUUUGAAAUGUUGCGGACUGUGCCGCUUAUCCCCCAGAAAUCCAAAGAUGGUGGAGCGUCUACGACUGUCAUUUGAUCGCACCGGUGAUGCUGACUUGGAGGGUGUUGGAGAUGUCGCUACAGUUGUAUCUCUUCUGAAAUUGUGGCUCAGGGAACUUCCUGAGCCUGUUAUUGCUAGUCAUGUGGCAACAGAACUGUUGGAUAUACAUGAAAAGCUUCAUGAUGAAAUUGCUCAGUGGCGCGACGCUGUGUGCCAGGUACUUCUGACCCUACCUGAUCCCAGUAUAUGUUUGCUGAGGUAUCUUCUAAGAUUCUUGUGGCAUUAUGAGCAACAUGGACACAAGAAUCACUGUCACCAUUUGACUUCAGGCGGGGUCGCUGCUGUGUUCAGCCCUCUGCUCAUUCAUGGUGGAGCAGAACAGGGCAGACGGAUUGAUGAUCUUCAGCAGCUGAUGAGCAAGAUGAUUCAUGAGUCGAACCACAUAUUGCAAGAGCGGUUGGUUGAUCAGACAAUUCAGGCUGCAGUUGGAGAUGGCAAUUUGCACCUGUUUGCUGAUGCCCCUCCACACAAAACACCUUUAGAAUCUGGGGGACCAGUUGAGGUAGUGGCCACACCCAGUAGUGGCCAGAAACAGCAGCACCAACAUCGCAAGAGGAAAGAACGUCAUGAGAGCUUCAACUCCCAAAAUCAAGAGAGAAAAGUUAUAAGAUCAAAUUCAGAAGAGAGGCCCCUUGAAGAAAGCAGUGGUAACUGUAAGGACAGUAUUCGUCGUGUUAGUAGCCAUGAAGAUUUUUCACAAGUUAAGGUCAGCAGCAAGAAUAACAACAAUAUCAACAAAACAAACAGUGGCAAAAGUUUCCUCACAGAAGUGAUUGAUCCUACGGUGGUUCAUGGAGUGCGAAACGGUGGCCUGCCUCUCCAUGAGCGCAACUCCGCUUGUAUCUCCACACCCAAAGCGACGCCUGCAUUCAACAGUGACAGUGAGUCGGCACCAGUGGUCCCAGUGGUGGUGGCUGAGUUUUUUGAUGACAAUGAACAUGAAAGGAGACGAAGUUCAGAGCGAUUUGCUAGAGCAGCUGCUCCCAGAGGGCGGAGAAAUAUGGCUCGGAGACGAAGACUUGUUCACAAGAGCUCCAAAAUUUCGGCUGAAGAUAUGGAUGGAGGAGGAUCCUCGAAGGAGAAUGAGGAUGAAGAAGAACAUGCUACCAGUUCUCGAAUAUCACAUGCCCCUAUUUUGGUCAGUAGCACCGUGUCUGAUGAUGAUGCCAGUUCAAAUUCAAGCUCCGCACAUUCCUUUCUGCAGUUGCACCCCCAGGAACGAGAUCGAUCCCCGUCUCCUUCUCCGAGUCCUUGCACGCCCCCCCUGGAUCUGGCAACUCUGCAUCAGCAGGUUGACUGUAGUGAGCCACUGACGAGCUUGGGGAACUGGAGUUUCGCCCAUAGACAGCCGGAGGAAGAGUUGGUAAGCAGUCAAGUGAUGCUUUCUCCGCGAAACUCCAUGAUUCUUACCAGACGAGUUUACUUGGAUCCUAAUGUACCUCCUUCUCCACCUCAUGAGCAUAAUGCCCCAAUUGCAAGAAAUCCUGGUGUGUCUGGCCAUUUGGACAGUGAGGCCAGGCUCAAGCAUCUCUCUAAGCAAAUGAAUAGCUUAAAAAAGAAGCUUAAACAUUAUGAAGAAGAAUUUGAACGAGAAUAUGGUUACCGCCCUUCACAUGCUGAUAAAAUGGGAAAUAGGGAUAUUAAAAAGAUGUAUACAGAGAUAAACAAGUUGCGCAAAGAAGUUAAGUGUCUUAAAGAAGAUCCACAUUGUGUGAUGAUGCAAAGCUCAACAAAAACACAUGAAUCUCUGGCUCAAGGCACUGAUGAUCAGAACUGUAACAGUGAUAAGACACCCAGUAUGGAAGAAAAGUUAAAGGAAGUUGAAAAGCAUUUAUCAGAGAAACGGUCACUUGCGGGAAGAUCCGAAAACCUGGAUGAGCUUAGCAGGGAGCAGCUUUUGGAUGAGAAACUUGCAGUGCAGAAAGCUUUGCUGUAUCUGGAAGGCAUAUUUGGUCGUCCUGUCACUAGAGGAGACAGGGAUCUGGUGCGACCCUUAUAUGACAGAUACAGGGCACUCAAGCGUCUUGUAAUCCGUUCAGGACCAUCAAAGCUGAAAGACUGUGUGUCAGAGCUGGCAACCAUUUUGGAACAUGAAACAAUGGACUUCACUAGCUCUCCACCAUCUCUUUCAAUACAAGAAGACACACCAGAAACAUCAACUGCCACUGCAAAUGCUGAUGUUCCAUUGAAGCUUCAGCAACCACAGGAAACUUCAGAUUCUCUGUGGGAAAAUUUACACUCCCUUCCGCUGUCUGAAUUGUUAGAUCAACAGAGGACAACUCGUGAAGAGAAGAAACGACUUCGGCGCUCGCUUCGAGAGUUUGAAGAAGAUUUCCAGCAUCGAACAGGGAAAAAGCUUCAACGAGAAGAUCGCAUCCCCAUGGAGAGUACUUACAUUGCCUACAAGCAGGCCAAGGCAAAGCUACGGCUUUUGGAGGCUUUAGUAACGAAACAGACUUAAAGUGGUCUGGUAAUACAAAUUAAAGAAAGAGAUGUGAUUAGUAUAUAAUAGAUGGUAUUGUUCAAAGCGGUUCCAGACAGUGCUCUUGUAAAGCAGGAACAUGCAAGAACUAGCUGAAACAAUGAGGGGGAAUGAUUGCACAGGAAGUUGAAAUAACGUUUAGUUGACCUUGAUACAAAGGAAAUUAUGAGAUGGUAAUGUGACACUCAUGACUGAUUCAUCACAAGUUGAGGACUUCAUGGAGUGUUUUGUACUGUGGUAGCCUGGGUUUGAUCCCACAUCAGAUCAUAUUUUAUUUGGGGUGGACAAAAUGGCACUGGUGCAGGUUUCCUCUGAGUACUUUGGUUUCCUGUGCCAGUUGUCAUUCUGCCAAAUGCUCCAUAUUCAUCUGUCAUCCAGGGCUGGUACAGUGGGCCAAUUAGUGGCAGAUGAACCAAGCAGACUCGGGGCCCAUCCCACCCACCCCAUGAAUCUGGGAGGGGGCACUACUUGCAAGUUUAAAGUAAAUGAAAUGCUACUUUAAUUAGUGUAAAGAAAUUUUCAGACCCACCAAUUUAUGAAUAUUUAACAGCAGCCUUUAUUUAUGUAUAAAAUGGCUGAUUGUUUGCUCGAUGCCUCUCCUGCUGAACGUAACUGGAUGCUGGUCUGUGUUGGAAUAUUGGAUCCAUCCUUGUAGGACUGUGAGGACAUAUUCGUUAGUAUCCUUCACAUGUUGAGUGCUAUUCAUUGUGAUUUGGGCGAACCUAAUUGAAAUCAGUUGCAAGUGUAACAAGUGGGUUAAUUUAGAUGAAGUCUGGUGUUUUUAAAUUUGAUAAAGGAUUUCAGCACAGGUAGACAUGCAUGACUUAGUGUUCAUAAAGGCCCACCCCACCCCACCUUCUUCUAAGAGUCUGUAGUCUAGUGAGUUGAGGCCAGCAGCAAUAAGCCUCUCCAUUAAUACAUGAUAGCAGAUUUAGUGCCAUGGGAGAGCUGCAGGCAGUGUGGGGUGAUUGCAUAGCAGGUAAUAUAGUUAUGUCUGUUUCAAAGCCUGUUUUGGUAAGGAUGUUUCUGAUUAAUAUCUGUAUUGUUGACUGUUAGUAUAAUAAUAUCUACAUAUUCUAUACAUAUUUGUAAAGGUAAUUUAUUCCUUUGUCACUCACCAAUAAAGGGAUCUUAAAAUCAUGAAAUAACUUACUUGGCACACAUUUAAGAACAAGGGUGUAAGUGAUGCUGUUUUAGAAUGCUCUCUGUUUCUUCAUACUGAAGUAAUGCUAACUAGCUAACAUGAUAAAAAGAAAUGAUCGAUGUUCGGUGGUAGUGGAGGAGGGGUUGAGAUGCGAUGCGACUUUGCUUUGACUUUCCUGUAGACAGUAAUGGCUGAGCACUAAAGUGAGUGAGCCUGAUAGACCUCGGAGCAGUUGGAAAGAGCUUCCACAGCAAUUAAUUGAAUGUCAGUAAGGGAAGCAUCAAAAGAAUAUCUUAUUCCUAAGAGGACAUUAAAAAAGUUGUGUCUUCUGGAAUUGUUAACAGUAAAAUUAGGUGACUUCUGUGUUGACAAACAUUUGGAAAGAGAACUUUGUUUCAGUAAUUAUAGGCUUACAGAUGUUGGUGUGCCUUUAACAAGCAAAAUUUCCAGAGAAGAAAUGUGUUCCCAUAUUGCAAGUGUGUUCACAUAUAUUGCACACUGUGGUCAAAUGUUGUAAAAUGGACAUGAAUAGGAGUCCCCUUUUUUAAUGAGGAUAAUAAGUUUCUAGUAGAACAUGGUUAAGAUUGUGUUAAAAUGUCACCCAGAUGCAGCAUCAGAAAAGACACAAUAUAUAUUAGGGGAGAGCAGCUAAAAUGAACAAAUUUGUUGUGAGUGACUAGUUUGAAAAGUAAAUGCAGGUGUUGGAGAAUUACAAGAUGGACAAGAAAGGACCUCAUGCAAGCAAAUAGAUGUUAUGCUAAAAUGAGCUGAAAUGAGUGCAGUGCAGCAUAUGGAGAGUGUUGGUUAUGUUGUGUGUGGAUUUGUGCAUGGGCAGAGCCCAACUUUUCAAGGGUUUUCACAAGGGAAUAAAUUGGAGUCAGAAUGAACAAACAUGCUUCAGCUUUGAAUUGACUGAGAACUGAUCAGUUAUUGCAAGAAUUAUGUAUAUGAGGAACGUACAGCAUUAAAAACAAUUGAAGCACUAGGAAAAAGCUGUGUUAAUGUUUUUUCAUGGUGGCAAGUUGCACCUUUGUAGAUGUUGCUGAAGAAAAUUAACUCUCGUUCUUGCCUUCGGUGCACACCUGAGUUAAGCCUUUGAACAACCAAUUUGAUAAUUUAUGGGAAGAAGAAGUGCUAAAGUACAGGACAGCUGAAAUUGUUAAAAUGAUAACACGUGGAAUUUGCAUCAUUAUUUUCUGAGGUGUAGCACAAAUUUCAGAUUUACCAGUCUUACUGCAGGUUUCAGAAGUACACUUGUACCUUGUAUACCCACACAACCUACUCCGUGUUAACAGAACUGCUUGACAAGAGAAUUAAUAUUGCACCACCUAAUUAUGAUACUGCUGAUUCUGAUGAGAGUAACUCCAGUGACGGUGACCUGGUGUCUUAAGCUUCUGAAGUACAGACUUAUUCAAAUAAAACAGAAGAUUGCCUACAGUUAUGACUGCUCUACCUUGAAUGUUGUUCGAAUGUUAAGUUUAUUGAAGAACAUGCACUAUGUUGGCCAGCAGUUUGUUUCCAAACAACUUGCAUGUACUGGAUGAUUAGAAAAUCUGCUUAAUUUUCAGUUUUAUUGUAUUAUGCAACUGUAAUUAGACAGGGUCUGGAUUGUUAGGCAUACAGGCUGUUGUAUAUUUCCAUAUGCUUGAAUUCUUUUAUGGAGUAGAAUCUAUGAUGAAAUUAUAUGAACUUACAUGACAGAAUUGAUAAAUGUAGAUCUUUAUCUAUGAUUAUAUGAAAUUAGAGCAAUGAGUGAAGGAUCAAAUGACUUGAGAAUGCAGUACUGUUAAUCAUUCAGAACAGUAGGAUAUACAUGUCCACUUUAAAGAGAAUGGUCUAAGUUACAUAUUGCAGAUACUGGUUGCUUUUGUAAUUGUGAGAGAACCGCGUGUAAAAUGCCUCCACAGCAUCUAGAGCAGCUCUGGAGCCCCGCCCAGCCACCUGUGUAUGAUGAUACUAGGGGAUCAUCCCCCAAGGGUAUAAUGACUGGAGAUCGAAGCAGACCACUCACAUCUCUUUAGUGCCGAGUUUAAGAAUGCAUGCACAUACUUCCUCUCUCUCAUACAUCUUGGUGUGGUGGUUAAUUAAGUACAGGGACAGUUUUACCUUUUACAUGCUAAACACAGUUGCGGUGGAGUAGGCCACACACUGUAAUUGUAAUUGUAAUUGUAAUUGAUUUCGAGUUCCAGAUGAUCCAAUAAAACUGGUUACAAACCAUAGGAUAUAGAACAUGUGGAUGACGUUACACUAUAGCUACACUGAUGAUUUGUAUUUUACUGUAAAAUAAAAUUAGGAAAGCAUACAUUUAUGAUAAAUUUACAAACAACAAGGAAAGUUGUUAAUAAGGCAGCUGCACACUUUACAGGACAACUGUUGUGUAUGAUCAUCGAACAGGGGCUGGUAUAGUGAGUUAUAACCACUAUGAUGAACCUUAUUCAAGUGAAAUUUUAUUUGUAUAUGAAGAACACCAAUUUCUGUACAGUGGGCAAACGUUUGAAGAAGAAUUAAUGUGUAAUGUGCAAGGUUGAGGUAGAAGUUAGAAUGAAAUGACUAUUAUACAUGUAUAUUGCGUUGUUGUUAUGAUACAGUUUUCACACUUAUAAAAUAGAGACUGAAUAAUAUAAGAGAUCCUGCAGUACAAUGCAUAAGCUAUAGUUAUAGUAAUAUUCAUGGGAGAAAUUAAUUGCAUGUGCUACAAUUAACAUUCUCUUAAUUAAAAGUCUGAGUGUUUGUUACUGCCUCAUGGAAUAUCUGUUGCUUCCUCUGUGGUCCUAUCUUUCCUUUUGCAGAUGUUAAAGCACAGACCCUCGCAAACAUCUGGAAAUCUUGCGAUAAUAUGGAAGACUGAUCUUGAUUAAUUUUAUAAAUAAUGAAAUACUACUUUCCUUAGUGCUUUCUUCUUUUAUUAGUAGCAGUAUACAAGGAAUUCAGACAAAAUGAAAAUGUUUGAACAAAUGCAUGUCAAAGGAAUACUGUUUUGCACUGAAUGAGUUCUUGUCUUUUUGCUUCUGUAGCCAGUGACCAUUGUAUUCCAUCAGCUUUUGAGUUCGAGCCACAUUGUUGGCAAACAGUUUGGCGACUGCAGUUUUGGCUGAAAUGUUGCAGUGAUUUUGACGAAGUUGCUCCAACCUGAAAACUGAUAUCAUACAUUUAAUUAACAUUGUUUCUCUGUGGUUUAUUUUGCAAUAUAUUGAAAUAAUAGGAGAUGAAUUGUAGUGUACAAUUUAGCAGUUGCUCUUGGUUUAUUUGAGCUCCCCAUGUAUAAUCUCUACUUGAUGUCACAUAGAACACAAUUGUCAGGCAACAUUCUUGUAAAACUAACAGAAUAUUGACUUUUUUUCUGAUUGUAAUGACAUUUAAGUAUAUGUUUUGAAGCUUUCACAUCAAGUAUAUGCAAUGAAAUUCUCUUGGGCGAUCAUCCUUAUUAAUAUGGAGCUGGUGCCCAAUGUUUCAGAGGCUGUCUCAGUCUUUCUGUAACCAGGGGUUGAAUACCUGGCCACAAACUAGAUGACAAAGGAUAGAGAACUGUUAGAAAACAUUCAAAUGAAGACAAAUGACAAGCAACGUAUAUUGUGAUGACUGCACCGACUGUUUGCAAAGUAGUCUGUGCUGCUUUGGGACACCACUGACAUGUGAUUCUGCCAGUGUUUCCUGAGCAAUAUAUAUAUAUGCUGGGACAGCUGAGAGUAUAUUCUGUGGUGUAAGUGUGGUGUGUGGAUGCAGUGCUCACCACAUUUCCCUCAGCGAUGGAGACAUCUGAAAAUGUUGGACAUCAACUCCAUGUGAUGUGGCUGAUUACCUGAGAAUAUGCUUCACUGCAUAACAUUUGAGGUUUACAUGGUGGUGAAGAUUUAAAUUGUAGUCUUUGGGGUUAUGACACUCUGGGGUCUCAUAGGUGGAUACCAGCAGUCUUGGAGGACCAUACUUCCUCUAUAUUCUACCCUGAAGAUGGAGACAGUAAGUUUGUCCAAAACAUUGGUAUCCAUAUAUCAUACUAUAUGAUGUCAGAAGGCCACACAAAUUAUGAAUACAGUUGUAAUUUUCUUGUUGUUCAGUUGUUUGGGAAUAGAGAUUGUAACUGUGAAACAGCAACAACAUGACUUCAAAUUAUGUUAAAUCAAAGUUUUGCUGAAUGGUAUGAAAGGAGCAGUGUUGAUGGGUCCAUAGAAAGUGUAAGCAUCAUGUAAUCAAUAUAUCAUCGUAAAAUCUGUACAGAGGCUAGAUAGAUGUACAUACAUAAUGUUCUGGUCAUAUUUCAUUAUGAUAUGUAACUUCUUUGCUUUAAUUAGUUGAUAGUUUGAAACCAAUUUAUAUGUGGACUGUUACAUGUUUAAGUGUACUUCAUUUUUGUCACCGUUAUUUUAUAGGCGUGAAAUUAAAGAAACUUGAUUUCUGUU
This is a messenger RNA of Cryptotermes secundus, 9203 nucleotides long. Its product is annotated as protein FAM13A. Gene Ontology annotation, biological process: DNA replication; signal transduction. NCBI's taxonomy places the organism in Eukaryota, Metazoa, Arthropoda, Insecta, Blattodea, Kalotermitidae. Bases 819 to 3641 code for a protein of 940 amino acids. The record is from RefSeq and is a predicted model, not a curated record. The transcript is spliced from 17 exons.